Molecule: messenger RNA, 5827 nt
Organism: Achroia grisella
Lineage: Eukaryota; Metazoa; Arthropoda; Insecta; Lepidoptera; Pyralidae
Gene: Toll-6
Product: toll-like receptor 6
Exons: 2
Coding region: 434-4276 (1280 amino acids)
Biological process (GO): signal transduction
Molecular function (GO): protein binding
Source: RefSeq, a predicted model, not a curated record
GCGUUAAGGCACGGUCGCGCCACGCUACGCUUUGAACGGCAUUACGUUUCUACAAAAACACGAUUAUCGUCAAACGUCGUAUUUGUCAACUGACGGACUUUAUCUAUUAUAAGUAAAGUUGAAUCAUAAAACGACUAUAUCCGAUGAUGUUACUUGUGAUCUGAAAGUUUCAGCAUUAGAAACAGUUUGUGUGAAAAUUUUGUUUACAUUAUUAUGAACAUUACGUGUAAAUAGUGAAAUAAAGACCAUCGUCAUGUCCUUUAUCACAAUAAGGACUAUUAUGUGUUAAAUUGGUGUUCAAAUAGACUUUAUAAAUUGAUGGAUACCUCACAUCCGGCAAGGGGACAUAACAAACGAACGCCGACGGAAAAAACAUGACACUGAACCUACUGUGUCUUGUUUUCUUUCUUCCUUGAUAUUUAAUUUUCCCACAAUGGCUCUUCAUCAAACUUUUAUAAGGAUACGACUCUUUGGUCAAAUUCUGCUAUGGCUUAUCGUCGGAUUGAAUGUUGCUGAUCAGAGCUCUUUACCGCUGAAAUAUGAGGCUCCUGAUGAUUGUCAAUGGUGGCUAAGAGGUCCAAAUGAUGCACAUGAAGUUUCUCUCACAUGUAAACUUCGUACAAUAAAUAGUGAAUUUGACACAACAAACUUCAGUGUGAUUCCAUCGGAACAUACGACCUCUUUAAGAAUAGAAUGUAAUGAAGAAAUGAUGUAUAAAAGUUCAUUAGAUGAUCGUAGUUUCGCGCAUUUGGUGAAACUACGUGAACUUGUUUUGGAUAACUGUAAAAUUGGAAGAUGGCCGCCCGGCGUAUUAUCCGGUCUAAAAGACCUCAGAAAUUUAACUAUUCGAACAAAAAACACAGAAUGGGCUGCGAUGAGUUUAGAAAUAGCAUCAGAAAGCUUUACAGCAGUUCGGCAAUUAGAAAAGUUAGAUCUCAGUUUUAACAAUAUUUGGUCAUUUCCUGAAAAUUUGUUUUGUCCCUUGACUAAUUUAGUUUAUUUGAACGUAUCUUCAAAUAGACUUCAAGAUGUCAGUGAUUUGGGAUUCAGAGAACGAGCUAUGCAUCAAGCUCUAAUUAGUGAACAAGAUGGACCACUUCCUUCAGUAACAUCGUUAUCACAUACUUCUUGCUCGUUGGAUAUAGAAGUAUUAGAUGCUUCAAGCAAUCACUUCGUAUUAAUGCCAGAGAAUGGUUUCAUGGCUCUUCGGAGACUAAAAGAACUGCACAUACACGAUAACGAAAUUUCUAUGAUUGCUGAUAAAGCUUUAUCUGGAUUGAAGCAACUACAAAUAAUAGACCUUUCAAACAACAAAAUCGUCGCUCUUCCACUAGAUUUAUUCAAAGAUUGCAGACCAGUCAUCAAGGAAAUUUAUUUACAAAAUAAUACUAUUAGUGUACUUUCGCCAACUCUCUUCGCUAAUUUGGAUCAGUUAUUAGCAUUGGACUUAUCUAAUAACCAUUUAACGAGCACUUGGAUUAAUGAAAAUACUUUCACGGGUCUAAUACGAAUGGUGUUAUUAAAUUUAUCUAAUAACAGAUUAACUAAACUUGAUCCAAAAAUAUUCAAAGAUUUGUAUACGUUACAAAUUUUAAACAUUCAACACAAUAUGCUGGAAAACAUUGCAGCUGACACUUUUUCACCAAUGAAUAAUUUGCACACCCUUAUACUUUCGUACAAUAAAAUAUCUCACAUCGACGCAUACGCUUUAAAUGGUUUAUAUGUACUGUCACUUUUGUCAAUAGACAAUAAUCAACUAGAAGAGCUCCAUCCUGAGGCAUUUAAGAAUACGUCAUCUCUCCAAGAUUUAAAUUUAAAUGGAAAUCGCUUAAAGCAAGUACCGAUUGCGCUUCGAAAUAUGCGAUUGCUUAGGACGCUUGAUCUUGGAGAAAAUCAGAUAACAUCACUGGAAGAGCCCGGCUUUGUGGGUUUGCAUAAUGUAUAUGGCUUACGUCUUAUUGGAAAUAAAAUAGAAAACAUAAGCAAAGACGUAUUCUCUGAUUUACCAUCUCUUCAAAUUUUGAAUUUAGCUAGAAAUAGAUUAAAACGUAUCGAUAUAAAUGCCUUUGAAACGCUAACUAAUCUGCAAGCUAUUAGAUUAGAUGCAAACCAACUGACAGACAUCCAAGGCCUAUUUGUAAAUAUCCCUUCUCUGUUGUGGUUAAACGUAUCAGAUAACCAAUUAGAAUGGUUUGAUUACGCUGUUAUUCCUCAGGGACUUCAAUGGCUAGAUCUUCACAGUAACAACAUCAAAGAGUUACGAAAUAACUAUCGCAUGGAUAAAGAGCUCCGCUUGCAAACAUUAGAUGCAAGUUUUAAUAAAAUGUCAAAAAUAUACACAUAUUCCAUUCCAAGUAGCGUAGAACUGCUGUUUCUUAAUGAUAACCAAAUUACACAAGUUGAAGCUCAAACUUUCGUGGGAAAAACCAAUUUAACGAGAGUCGAUUUAUAUGCAAAUCAAAUAACCAGCAUGGAUCUGAAUGCUCUUCGUCUUACUCCAGUUGAUCCAGGACGACCCCUGCCCGAAUUUUAUAUUGGUGGAAACCCAUUUCAGUGCGACUGUACAAUGGAAUGGCUUCAAAGAAUCAACAAACUAGAUCAUUUGAGGCAACAUCCUAGAGUGAUGGACUUGGAGAGUAUAUAUUGCAAAUUAUUAUAUAAUCGUGAAAAAACUUAUAUUCCACUGAUCGAAGCGGAAUCAUCGCAGUUUUUGUGUACAUACAAAACUCACUGUUUUACUUUGUGUCAUUGUUGUGAUUUUGAUGCUUGUGAUUGUGAAAUGACGUGUCCGUCUAACUGUACUUGUUAUCAUGAUCAACCGUGGUCAGCGAAUAUUGUGGACUGUUCUGCUGCUGGGUAUUCAGAAAUACCUAACAGUAUACCUAUGGACGCUACUGAAUUAUAUUUAGACGGUAAUAAUUUUGGUGGUUUAACAAGUCAUGCAUUUAUCGGACGUAAGAAUUUAAAAAUUUUGUACGCUAAUAACUCUAAUAUUGACGCUUUAUAUAAUAAUACAUUUAGUGGACUAAAACGCUUAACAGUGUUGCAUUUAGAAAAAAAUAAUAUCAAAGAAUUAUUAGGGUUCGAACUUUCGCCUUUGGAACAUCUACAAGAACUACAUUUACAAGAUAAUAAAAUACACUAUAUCGAUAAUCGAACCUUCAUCGAGUUAAGGCGUUUAGAGGUACUACGUUUGGAAGGAAACAACAUUUAUGGAUUUGCUGUGUGGCAAUUCACAAUGAAUCCAUAUUUGGUUGAGAUAAGCCUCUCUCGUAAUUCGUGGUCAUGCGACUGUCAGUACAUGCAUAAAUUUAGAAAUUGGUUUAAAAAUAACCUUGGUAAAGUGGAAGACGCUGAUAAAAUUACUUGUAUAUUUGACAAUGUGACAAAUGCAGUAGGCCCGUAUAUGGCGGAUUUUAACUCUACUAUUUGCACCAGCCAUGUUGGUGGGAGUUCAUCAAUUAUAGAAAAUCAAGUAAUUAAUGAUUACCUGCCCUUAUUACUUAUAUCACUCUGUGUCUUUAUUCUAAGUUCUAUUUUAAUAUGUGGUGCAUUUUACUGGCGUCGUGAGCUGCGUGUAUGGAUUUAUUAUCAUUGUGGAUUUCGAAUGUGUUAUAAAAGUACAGUUUUUGAUGAUGAAGCUGAUAAAGAUCGGCUGUUUGACGCCUACAUUAGUUAUAGCGUGAAAGACGAAGCAUUCGUUGCACAAAUGCUUGCGCCCGGCCUAGAAUCAACGGACCCUAGUUUCCGACUCUGCCUACAUUACCGCGAUUUCAAUGCUUCAGCGUACGUAGCGGAUACAAUUAUAGAAGCUGUAGAAUCAUCUAAGAGGACUAUUGUAGUCCUAUCUAAAAAUUUCAUCAACAACGAAUGGUGUCGUUUCGAAUUCAAGACGGCACUACACGAGGUAUUGAAAGAGAGACGAAGAAGACUGAUAAUAAUAUUGCUAGGCGAGCUACCAAAUAGAGACAUCGAUCCAGAGUUGAGGUUGUGUUUGAAAGCAAAUACGUGUAUAGAAUGGGGAGAUAGGCAGUUCUGGCAAAAAUUGAGGUUCGCAAUGCCGGACUUGAGGAAGUGUCAGUAUCACCGUUCCACUGUGAAUAUUUAUGCGUCGGUGUCACCGGUGGGGGCCGGACGGGCGCCGGCGCCGCCCCCUCCGCCACCGCCGGGCAAGCUCCCCCCUCUGCUGGGCGACGGGCUGUCGCUGCCGGCCGGCGUACACGCACGAGAUCCUCACCCACACCGCAUGCCACCGCACGCACAGCUUUGGGCAUAGCGUAUGCUCCAACGCAGUGCAUCUUCUGAACGCACUGCGUACACCUGGCUACCAGACACCAGGAUCGAGUUUUGUUCUCCGUACAGUCGAAGGAAGAGUUCAAACUCGACUGUUUACGAGAGCGACUGAUGGUACGAGGGCUUCGACCAACUUGAAGAGGCUUUGCUUUGAUCUGGGACACUUAAUAGUGCAAACCCUGUAAUAUGACUUUGUUCAGUGAUAGUGUACAUUGACACUUUCAAUCGUUUAAUUUCGGCUGUUUGUAACUUUGCCUUUUAUAAACAUGGUCACACUGUACAUAGUUUAAUUUAAUGUAAUAAUAAGUUUAGUCGAUAUAUAUGAUAUUAUCUUUCCAAUCUUGAUAGAUAAAUAUUAUCGAAGUUCAGAAAAAUCACGUUGAAGUGUUGAACAUUUUUACUCAUAAAUUCACUAAUAUUCUCGCAUCUACUUUGAAACGAGAAACGCGAAACUUCGUCUUGGUUGCCGACAAUGAAUAUUUAUGACGGGCAACGAGUAAUGUUCCAUUUAUGGACAAAGUUAGAAUGUAUUCCACCGACUUACCCAACGAGCAGUUCGUAUCGCAAUUUGUUUCGAUACACUAUGAGAAAAAAAUGUUUUAAAUAGUCUGCAGACCUAUCAGUACUGAUAAAAAUUAUAUCAAUGCUUGGUACGAAGUGUCAACUUUGAACAUCUUUCUGUUCACAAUUAUUAUUAAUAACAUUUUUUAUUCUAACUUUAAUUAACUCCAAUGUUCAAAUUUGUUAAUUAGGGACUUAAUUAAAUAUGAAACUCUGUUGGUAAAAACUUUAAUUAGAAACAGGUGAAAACCAAACUUAUUGCCUAUAUAUCUUGACACUCAAUGAGUCAAAUAAUAUUCACAUAUAUAAUAUAGAUCCAUAAUGACAUUUAUAAACAACAUACAUUAGCAGUGGGCUUAUAUCAAGCUCGCAUAAUCAAAAUCGUAUCAAAUAUAUAUAGAACAAAUAAGUCACAGUUUAAAUAAUUUUAGUUAUUAUAUAAGUCACGAUAAUUUAAACUUAAUUAAUUAUAAACGUAAUAAAUAAAGAAUUCGGUGUCAGUAAUUGAUUAUUUCAUUGCAUAUACAAAUAAUUAUUCACUUUAUUAACAUGUAUGUAAUUCUACUGUCACAGUGAACUGUAAUAAAAAAUACAAGUGUAAACGCAUACAAUGGCAACAUAGUCGUAACAAUACUACGUAAUAUCAAUUUGUUACUUAAGUAUUAAUUUCACCUGAUCUCGUUAGGCAAGUCUGUAAUAUCUUAAAAAUAGUUAUUGUAAAAAAUACUACGAAUUUUCUUAAGUGUAAUUAAUACGCAAUAUAAUGUAAGAUAUGACACCAUUGUUACUAUAGAUAGAAAUUAUAAAGUUUACUAGAUAGAUAAUUGAGAUUUGCUGUGAUUUUUAUUUUAAUAUAAUUGUAAUGUAUUUUAAGGUUUCUUAAAAUUACAUUGUUAUAGCAUUUAUGUCCGUCCGUGUGUUGACUGGAUUUAAUAGUCCCUCAAUUAUUAUUUAUUGUCAUCGAAAAUAUACU